Messenger RNA from Onychostoma macrolepis, 4722 nucleotides. RefSeq names its product solute carrier family 6 member 6a (gene slc6a6a). Gene Ontology annotation, biological process: sodium ion transmembrane transport; taurine transmembrane transport; neurotransmitter transport. Lineage: Eukaryota; Metazoa; Chordata; Actinopteri; Cypriniformes; Cyprinidae. Gene Ontology annotation, cellular component: plasma membrane. The record is from RefSeq and is a predicted model, not a curated record. Gene Ontology annotation, molecular function: taurine:sodium symporter activity. The coding region runs from base 156 to 2042 and encodes 628 amino acids. The transcript has 14 exons.
GGUGUUUUUCCACUCUCUCCGUUAUUACACGCGCUCGCAUAUAAGACAGAAGUCGGGGGGAGAGGGCGUAAAGAUUAUUUCCCUCGCUUUGUAGCCUCACCACAAGAAGACAAAAGAACAAGAGACGGACUUGAGCAAUAAAUUGCAUUGUCAGUAUGGCACAGAAGGAAAAAUUGCAGUGUCUCAAAGAUUUCCAUAAGGACACGUUGAAGCCGUCUCCCGGUAAGAGUCCCGGCACGCGUCCUGAAGACGAGGCGGAGGGCAAAGCGCCACAGCGGGAGAAAUGGGCCAGCAAGCUGGAUUUCGUGCUCUCUGUGGCCGGAGGUUUCGUUGGUUUAGGCAACGUUUGGCGAUUCCCGUACCUCUGCUACAAGAAUGGCGGAGGUGCAUUUCUCAUCCCCUACUUCAUAUUUCUGUUUGGUGGAGGUUUGCCCGUCUUCUUUCUGGAGGUUGCGCUCGGCCAGUUCACCUCUGAGGGAGGAAUCACCUGCUGGGGGAAACUCUGCCCCAUUUUCACCGGAAUCGGCUACGCUUCGGUCGUGAUCGUGUCUCUGCUGAACAUCUACUACAUCGUGAUCCUGGCGUGGGGUCUGUACUACCUGCUGCAGUGUUUCCAGCACGAGCUGCCCUGGGCCCGCUGCAGACACAGCUGGAACACCGCGAACUGUGUGGAGGACACCAUCCGCAAGAACAAAAGCCUCUGGCUCUCCGCCAACAUCACCAAUCUCACCAACCUUACCUCGCCGGUCACCGAAUUCUGGGAGCGGAACGUCCUCAGCAUCUCUUCGGGGAUCGAUGAGGUCGGCGGUCUGAAGUGGGAGCUGGCGCUUUGCCUGCUGGCCGUCUGGAUCAUCUGCUUCUUCUGCAUCUGGAAAGGAGUCAAAUCUACCGGCAAGGUGGUCUAUUUCACAGCGACGUUUCCUUUCCUCAUGCUGAUUGUGCUGCUGGUUCGUGGUGUGACUCUGCCUGGUGCCUCCGAGGGCAUCAAGUUUUACCUUUACCCCGAUCUGACCCGCCUAAAAGACCCUGAGGUGUGGAUUGAUGCAGGCACUCAGAUCUUUUUCUCAUAUGCUAUUUGUCUUGGUGCGAUGACAUCACUGGGAAGCUACAACAAGUACAAGUAUAACUGUUACAGGGACUGCAUGCUGCUCGGAUGCCUGAACAGCGGUACCAGUUUCGUGUCAGGCUUUGCCAUCUUCUCCGUCCUGGGGUUCAUGGCACAGGAGCAGGGCGUGGCCAUCGCCGAUGUGGCAGAGUCAGGUCCUGGUCUGGCCUUCAUCGCGUAUCCAAAGGCCGUCACCAUGAUGCCACUGCCGACGGUCUGGGCCAUACUUUUCUUCAUAAUGCUUCUGCUGCUGGGCCUAGACAGUCAGUUUGUAGAAGUGGAGGGUCAGAUCACCUCUCUGGUGGACCUGUACCCAUCCCUCCUAAGGAAGGGAUACCGGAGAGAAAUCUUCAUCGCUGUAAUCUGCGUCAUCAGUUACCUGCUGGGACUCACCAUGGUCACUAAAGGUGGCAUGUACGUCUUCCAGCUGUUUGACUACUACGCCGCCAGCGGUGUGUGCCUUCUCUGGGUUGCAUUCUUUGAAUGUGUUGCAGUAGCCUGGGUUUACGGGGCUGAUAAUUUCUACGAUGCUAUAGAGGACAUGAUCGGCUACAGACCCAACGGCUGGAUGAAAUGGAGCUGGAUGCUGAUCACUCCUGUCCUUUGUGUGGGUUGUUUUGUCUUUUCACUGGUGAAGUACAAGCCGCUCACCUAUAACAAGUUUUAUGAGUAUCCUGAUUGGUCCAUUGGAUUGGGUUGGGCUCUUGCGCUGGCUUCUAUGAUUUGCAUCCCGAUGAUGGUCGUCAUCAAAAUCAUCCAAUCAGACGGCUCCCUGAUAGAGCGGAUCAAAGCCGUGGCGGCGCCUGUUAAAGGAGGUGCGAGCUCUCGCCCGAAGGAGUACUGUGUGAAGAACAGUGAGCUGCUUCACCCGCUGGACCCCAACGGCAUCCACACCUUCACCAAACACAGCCAUACCAUCGUAGAAACUACUAUGUGAGGCUCUCUAAGAGAGAUUCCCAUAUUCUCCCACUCCUGUCCUCUCCUAUGGGAGAUCCCGUUUAUCUGUUGUCCCGCUCCUUUCCCCACCAUUCCUCUCUCUCGCUCUGCACUAGUGUGUUUUUAUGAAAUGAUCUUAUAUCGAUAUAUCUUUUUUGCCAUGUAGGAUUUGUAUUCUGAUUGUAAUCAAUGGUAUUAGCAUUAAUGCUGAUAUUGUAAUAACCUGAUGUGAGCUUUAGCCGUCUGGGGUGGUUUGUUUAAUCUGUAGUGCACUGUUUCACAUUAAACCACGUCCUAACCAGGAGCGACACAGGAUUUACUGCUCAUUGCAUUACGAUUUCUUAAACCGCCACAAUGAGACAUUUUGCUUUCUAUUUUGGUCCUGUCACUCUGAAUAGCCCCGCCCACAGUAAUAUUUUUUAUUUCAUUUUUAUUAUUUGAAUCACUUUAAAUGUUAAUUAAAUGUAAUUUUAAUUAAAUUUUUAUUUUAUUUGAAUUAAGUGAAUUCAGACUUUUCUACUUCCCUUCAAUAAUACAUUUAUUUUAAAAAGACUUAAAAUCAGGAAAUUUCUACUUUCUUUAAAAAAGAUAUCAUUUAAUUAAUUCAGAUUUUAAUUAAUUUGAUAUGAUAUACAUAGAUACCCUUUUUGUAAAAAAUAAUAAUAAUAAUAAUUUUAUAGUUUUAGUUUAAUUGUGAAUGCUGUUCACACUAAAUCUAAAACAACAUUUUAAAAUAGGUUUAUAAUAGCAUCAAUAAUUUCAGUUCUGGGCUAUACCAAAAAUAAAUAUGGAACCAUCAUAAUAAAUUCUAUAUCACUGCUUUAUUUUUAUAAUAUUCUUGAAUACCACUUUACUCACUCAAAUAAAUGAAUGCAAUGUCACAGCAAAAUCUGAUUGGUCCAAAAUCCUGCUCCGCAUAGAUUUACAUACAUAAAUCUUUGAUUAUAUUCUGAUUUUAUCGCUUUGCAUGGCCUUUUACUUUCUGUGAGGACUUUUAUUGUGUCGCACCUGGUUAGGACUCAGUUCAUCAGCAGAGAGAGCGAGUUUUAGCUUGAUUUUUAGAAAAAGACUUACUGUAAAACAGCAACAAACUAAAUGUGACAUAAGCUACAUUAUGACGUCCGUCAGUGGUUGUGGCAGUAACUCUCGUUUCGAUGAGGUUUUUAAAUGUUCUUUGUCUUGAAGAAAAAUGAAUGUACCUCCGCUUUGAGCGGACGCUGUGCACAGACAUGCACAAACACGUAAGACAUAAGCAAACCUUAACGCUCUGUCCUUUCGUCUCUCCUUUGAACCAUAGUGAUCACUGCCAUCACACAUCGAGCCACCGAGUUCCUCUAACACUGUAGGCAGCUGUUCACACUAAUAUAAGUAUCAUUUGAUGCACUAUUAUAAGUGUCAUUUACUGUAAGAUGAUCCGAGAGCUGAUGAUUAUCAACAACAUGCAGAGCUUUUUGGCAGCACUUUAUUAGCUGUUCAUGUACAGCGGGGUCUGAAAGGUCUGAGAAUGCUUAUAUAUAACGGUUAAAGUUCUGCUUUUUUCAAGAAAAUAAAUUUAUCAGUCAUAUUUGAAUUCAUUUGGUAUUGUAUACAUUUUUAAAAAGACUACUAUAUAUAUAUAUUAUAUAUAAUAGUCUUUUAAAAAUGCAUAUAUAUUGUGUGUGUGUAUAUUCAUUUUUUGGAUUGUUUUCAUUAUGGAUUAUACUAUCACCAUAAGAAUUUGAGGAGAAAGCUGACAUGAACAAAACCUGACGAGCAACUCGUGCUUCGAUGGACCGUCUGUACAAAGAGCCAUAUGAUCAAUGCCACUAAUUCAGUUUAAUUAGUGACCUAGAAAUAGUGCAGAAUUUAGUUUUGUUUGUUUCUCGAAGUUUUGAUUCCCAGGCAUUUCAGACGUUUGGAGGCCGCUGUAUAUCACAUGAUUCAGCACAGCCAAACUCGCUCACAAUCAUCAAACCAUCAGCUUUCAGUACGAACGCAGGAAACCUGGGCUUUAUGUCCUUGCACAGAGACACUGCCAUUCCCCUCUCUGGCCUAAGAAUGAGAUUGUGCAAUUGUCUCUUGAGCCUUAAAACCUCCAAAUAUUCAAGCUAAUCACCAACAGCAAAGAACUGCCCCUCCUAAUACCUCUGUGUCCUUUCCCUUCGACCACCCACCCUCCAGAUACCAUCCCCUCUGACCCCAGCGUCUUUGUACACAUCAGCUCAUCCGACCUGUCCUAUGACCCCUGAACCCUCUCACCUAUUUCCACCAAUCUUGAGCUAACUGUUCACGAAGCAAGUGUUUGCUCAUUUGUAGUAUUUUCAUUUAUCUACAAUUUGACUUUUUGUAUUUAACCAUUUUAUACUGUACCUGAUGUGAUUGGUCAUUUGCCUAUAUUUUUUCUGAAUGUAUUCAGAAAUUUAUAUUUAAACGUUGAUUAGUCGUCAGCCUAAAUGCAACUUGCAGUGUGCAAUAUUUGUAACCAACUGGCUUUGUCCAUUUUUUAUUCUAAGUUCAGCUGGAAAGUACUGUAUUAUGAUGAAAACACGAAAUUCAAGAUACAAUUUUUCAUUCACAUUUUUGCUGUACUGUAAGGUAACUUGAUUAAACAAAAAUUCUUGUAAAACCAAAGUAGUUUUGUGACAGAGACCAUUCUAGAUGCAUAUUGCAUCUUUCAAACAAAAUAAAAAUGUCCAAUCUUG